UCUCCUUUCCCGGAUCAUAUAGUGCAGUAGUCUGCAAAGAAAGUGACCACAGAGGUAGCGCAGCUAUCCAGCCUGUGAGCGGCGGGAUUGCGACCAAACGGACUCAUCGACCGUAACAACUGUUUACAACCGAAAAAAAAGACAUUCAGCGGGAAAGCUCCCAUUAUAGGCAGAUAUCGCGUAACGAGUCAUUGUGGCUGCUACUUUUUUAGAACACUUAGCCUAUAUUGUGCACGGCGGAUAUAUGAAGACGCACUCACUCUCAACACAAGUCAGAGGAAACGGGGAGUGAUUCCCACCCAGCCUGCAGCCCCCAUGCCGGGCAUCAGCUCCACCGCGUCUCAUUAUGAAAACUGGGACAUGGACCACCUCGACCACUACCAACACUAUUUCUACGACGACCACCACAACCCGGACGAGGAUUUCUUCAAAUCCACAGCGCCCAGCGAGGACAUAUGGAAGAAAUUCGAGCUGGUACCGACCCCGCCCAUGUCCCCUAUCCGGACGGUGGAAGGGUCUGGCAGGGUCGGUCUGCUGUACCCGUCUCUAGGAGACAAGCUGGAGUGGGUCUCUCAGUUCUUAGGCCAGGAGGAUGAACAGCACCAGCAGCAGGACCUGCCCUGCAAGCUGACCACGGCCAAUGAAUCCUUCGGGAACCUGAGCUCCAUCAUUAUCCAGGACUGCAUGUGGAGCGGCUUCUCGGCCGGACAGCAACUGGAGAGAGUUGUAGGGGAGCGCUGCACCUCCUGUCCCGGGACAGGCGGGACGGGGGCUGCUGCCAAAGUCGCAACCGGGUCAGCCGUUCCAUCCCCGGGGAGGGCACAGUGUGCCCCCGCCGACGCGUCGGCCCUCAGCGGACUGGCAGCGGACUGUGUGGACCCGGCUGGGGUGCUCCCUUUCCCGUUAACCGGUGGAUGCAAGAAACAAGUGUCCUCUGGUUCAGAGUCUCACACCGACUCAUCAGAUGACGAAGAUGACCAGGAUGAGGAUGAAGAAGAGAUUGAUGUGGUGACGGUUGAGCACAAGCAGCAACGCAAACCUCGUCGCCUGGUCAACGCUCGCAAGCCGGUGACCAUAACGGUGCGCGCUGACACCCUGGACCCCGGCAUGAAGCGUUUCCACAUCUCCAUCCACCAACAGCAGCACAACUAUGCUGCUCCCUCCCCGGACACCAUCCCUCCGACGGUCGAGCCGCCUCGGAAGAAGUUCCGGCAGGAGGCGUCCUCCCAGGCCCCCCAGCCGCACCGGAACUCUCAUUACCACCAGCCCCGGCCCGGCCACGCCCCUCUGAACUUAGACACCAGGAGGUCUCAUGGAACCGUGGCUGGAGCCAGAUCAGAGUCGCCUGACCUCAGCGCUUGCUCUCCUACCUCCUCCACAUCCCCUUCGUCUCCGCCCCCUUCCUCUUCCUCCUCUUCUACCUCCCACUCCCAAAGCUCUCCCUCCAAGCCCCACUCCUUCUGCCACCUCUCCAGCCCCCAGUCCUCCGACUGCGAGGACACAGACAAGCGCAGGGCGCAUAACUUCCUCGAGCGCAAGCGAAGGAACGACCUGCGCUCGCGUUUCCUGUCGCUGCGGGACGAGAUCCCAGGCUUGGCAGACUGCCCCAAGACGCCAAAGGUGGCGAUCCUGACGCGAGCGACGGAGUACUUGCAGCAGCUGCAUGCCAGCGAGAGGCAGAAGGCUCAGGAGAGGAAGCAGCUGAAAUCCAGGCAGCUGCAGCUGCUGCAGAGGCUGGCACUGCUCAAACGCUCCUGAGCCGGGGAGGACGGGGGUGGGCAGUCCCCACACACGUACACUCACAGAACUGAACAGGACUAUAUGAAGGAGAAAAGACACUAACGUUCACUUUGAAUUGGUCAUGUUGGAAUAGUGCGGGUGUUUGUUUUUGUUAUUUUUUCUAUGUUUGUGGUUUGCACAUUAGCUUCUGAGUGAUUGACAAGGCCGUGAGCCAAUGGGGCAUCUUACGCGCAGAUUAAUGACCAUGGUAACUCAUUAUAAGUUUGUCAAAACUGUUACAUUUACCCCUUGUUGAAAAAUGUCCAAAACUGUUGCUUGCCAAGGGAAGACUUGCUGUGAACGCAGCAGCUUCUAGCUGAUAAACUGCUACAAAUGUGCUGUGUACCUGCUGCAUGGUCUGGUCAGACGUUUUUUCUUGAUUGUGGUGCGCUUGCACAGCAGCGAUGUCUCCUUUUUCUGUCCGUCAUCUGUCUAAACGUCUCCUUCACAUUUUGUGUUCUUUAUGGACCUCUGCUCUUUAGCGCUUCGCAUACAACUUGCACAUUUUGUCAUCAAGUUGUGCCUCUUUUCUGCUGUGUUCUUUUCUUUUCUCUUCUUCUCCACAGCAUGUGACGCUCUUACCUCCCUUCUUUUCUUCACACUUUUUCUUCUUUUCAGCAGUUAAGGUUUCUAUCUUCAUGCUUGCUGUCGGUGGGAAUGCAGGGGGCUGUAGUGGGACUGUUCUGAGCCAUGCAACUUUGAUAUUACAACUGGAAACAAUAUGUUCCGCACCUCCUGAAAUAGCUCAGGUUAAGUCCCAACUUGUGUGCCUGCAGGUUUCCAUUCAGUGAUUUCUUCUGGCAUCAUAAAUGUUUCAACAGCAGCAACAGGCCCACAGUAAUGACCAGUUUUGUAGCAUUAUUUAGAGAAAAUAAGUUGCCAUACCGCCAUUGUUUGAAAUGUAUCGUGUCUUUAAUGUAAGAAAACAUGAUGGAGAUCUUUAUCAGGAUUUUGACUUGAUCUUUAUUAUUGUUGUUGUGCCAUGGAGACCACCCAAAAGGUAAAUGUCGGCUUCAAAUGAUCAACCAAAAGAAACUAUUUGAGAUUGGCUUAAAAUUAAUAAGCCACAUUAAAAAAAGAGCCAAUUUUUUUUCUCAAUGAGGUUCAACUGUAUAUUUCUUUCAUCUUGCUGUCUGACAUGUCUGUAAAUCGUUUUGCAUUUGGUGUAAUGCCUAUAGAAGCCUUUAAAUGUACGUAUACUACCCUGGUGGGUGGUAUGUAUAUAGUUCCCUUACUGUACAGUCUCCUCCAAACCAAAACCAGAGCAGUCUACUACACUCAUUCUACUUUGUGUUCGGUCCUAAACCGGGGCCAAGCUUGCUGGCUUUUCAUAGAUAACUCAAAGCUUCUAUUUUUGUUAAUAAAAUGAUUAUGAAAAAGAGAAAAUAAACACUUACUGAACAUUGAUCACACUAGACACUUUGUCACAACAUUUUUUUGUUGCAAUGCCUACUUGUUUUCCUUACUGUUCAUUACAAUUUCUGUCUCUGGGGUAUCUUUUUAUUUGUAAGAGUUGACAAAAGUUUUAUACUAUAUUUUCCUACAGAGUUGUGUUUCAGUGUGAGCUAAUGACUGUUUUUGUUAUUGUAGCUGGUAGGGCUUCAUUGGUGGUUAUGCAGAAAAUUGGCAUGUGUGCUCUGCUUUCCCUCUGGACUGGAAAGCACCUGAAUGCUCCUGUAUUCAAUCAAAUCACUGUAGCUGCAGCACUCUUUCAAAUCUGGCACCGGUGCUGGGGAGGAAGGGGGACUUAAGAGGAUCUACUGGUUUAAACUUCUGGCUGUGUGUAGCUUCGGUGACCUUUUAAUGUUAAUGCUUUCUCUCUGCUUUUUUUUUUUUUUGGGCAAGCCUGGUGCUCCCUAUUCUUCCCCAAAGCCAUGCAACAGAGAACACUGUAGCCUUGCGACUAGUACUGUAAAUAACCGGGUCAUGACGAGUAGCAUACUCUGCUCUUAACCAGCACUCAGGAAACUCCCACGUAGGCUGUAGAUCCUGUGAUAGGGCAUUAGCCUGUGCUUGAGGAAAGCACUCCCUGCUAUAAUAUGCUGUAUGUAACCGGGCCAGAUCCAAACAAACCACCAGAGAUCACUAGAUCAGAGAAACCAUGAUGUACUUGAAAAAAAUACUUCAGGACAUCAUUAGGUUCCCUUGUUCUUUUGAAUUAGCUGCAAAGCUUUUUCUUCUAACUAAUUCAGCACAAACCACCAUAAGCCCUCUUUUUUUAUUUUUAUUUUUUUUAUACAUAUAUAUAUAAAGGCUGCAGCCACAGCAUUGGUUUGACCAUUUAUGUUUGACUUGUGUGGGUCACUGGUCUCUGCUGUCGGCACAGUCGUCUACCGCGACUGUGCUUACUUACUUUGGGAAUUUAACUACGUUGAGUUUGAAGCCUUGUUUCAGCACUUUGUUUUUCCUGUACCUCAUAAGCCUCUAUGUAUGAAGAGUAAGUCAGAAAAAUAAUAAAUUCCUGGUUUAAGAUCAUA
This is a messenger RNA of Etheostoma cragini (Arkansas darter), 4256 nucleotides long. RefSeq names its product MYCL proto-oncogene, bHLH transcription factor b (gene myclb). The record is from RefSeq and is a predicted model, not a curated record. Gene Ontology annotation, biological process: regulation of transcription by RNA polymerase II. Lineage: Eukaryota; Metazoa; Chordata; Actinopteri; Perciformes; Percidae. The transcript has 3 exons. Gene Ontology annotation, molecular function: protein dimerization activity; RNA polymerase II cis-regulatory region sequence-specific DNA binding; DNA-binding transcription factor activity, RNA polymerase II-specific. The coding region runs from base 316 to 1758 and encodes 480 amino acids.